UCAAAGAGAAGGAAAAAGGGAUCGGAGAUCGCUGAGAGCGCCAGCGGGCACGGCUGAGGUGCCCAUGGCGGGUCGGAAGCGCGGCGCAGGCGCCGGCAGUGCCCACGGUGGCACGGGUGGCGCGGUGCCGUGGCCGGAGGAGCCGGGCGAGCGCGAGCAGGGCCUGUACUCGCUGCACCGCAUGUUCGACAUCGUGGGCGCGCAGCUGACGCACCGCGACGUGCGCGUGCUCUCCUUCCUCUUCGUGGACGUGCUGGACGAGGCCGAGCGCGGCCGCAUCCGCUCGGGCCGCGACUUCCUGCUGGCCCUGGAGCGCCAGGGCCGCUGCGACGAGAGCAACCUGCGGCAGCUGCUGCAGCUGCUGCGCAUCAUCACCCGCCACGACCUGCUGCCCUACGUCAGCCUCAAGAGGCGGCGCCCCGUUUGCCCGGACCUGGUGGACAAGUACCUGGAGGAGACGUCCAUCCGCUACGUGACCCCCCGCGCGCCCGGGGGGGCCCCGCCCGGCCUCGGCCACCCCCACAAAUCAGUGCCUGCCCCCCACCCAUCCCUGUGCUGCCCCCCGGGGGGGCCCCAGCUGGGCCCCAAGCGCCCGGGCCGGGCCCGGAGCCUCCUCGGGAGCCAACGGAAACGGAGAAAGUCAGCGACCCCCGACCCCAAGGAGAAACAGACCUGCGACAUCCGCCUGCGCGUGCGCGCCGAGUACUGCCAGCACGACUCCGCCCUGCACGGCAACGUCUUCUCCAACAAGCAGGACCCUCUGGAGCGCCAGUUCGAGCGCUUCAACCAGGCCAACACCAUCCUGAAAUCGCGGGAUUUGGGCUCCAUCAUCUGCGACAUCAAAUUCUCGGAGCUCACCUACCUCGACGCCUUCUGGCGGGAUUACAUCAACGGCUCCCUCCUGGAGGCCCUCAAGGGCGUCUUCAUCACGGACUCGCUCAAACAGGCCGUGGGCCACGAGGCCAUCAAGCUGCUGGUCAACGUGGACGAGGAGGAUUACGAGUUGGGUCGCCAGAAACUCCUCAGGAACUUGAUGCUCCACACGGCUCCCUGAGGGAUUCACCCCCGCCCUGCCCCCAGUUUGGGUUUUUUCGGGGUUUUUUUGGGAUUUUCCUGGUUUUUUCCUCUUCCCCCCCCUUCCCCCGGUUCUUUGGCGGAGUUUCGCUCGUGGAUUUGGGGAGGGUUGGAGGUGUGGGGGAUUCCGGGAUUUGGAGGUUUUUGGGGGUUCCUGAUGGGUUCUCCUUGUGUUUUCCAUGGGGUUUUCCCCUCCUGUUUUUUCUUUUGUAUCCAUUAAAAUGGUGAUGAAAAGGCAAAAAUCCCAUUGGUGCCACAUGCUGGGAUGUGGAAUA
Molecule: messenger RNA, 1349 nt
Organism: Melozone crissalis (California towhee)
Lineage: Eukaryota; Metazoa; Chordata; Aves; Passeriformes; Passerellidae
Gene: DEDD
Product: death effector domain containing
Exons: 5
Coding region: 65-1054 (329 amino acids)
Biological process (GO): apoptotic process; extrinsic apoptotic signaling pathway via death domain receptors; regulation of apoptotic process
Cellular component (GO): nucleolus
Molecular function (GO): protein binding; DNA binding
Source: RefSeq, a predicted model, not a curated record